UAUUUCAUGAGGUUAAUAAAUCUCUUUGAUAUGCUUGACUCGGGCCACAUGAGAAUAACCAAUCUUUGGGCAGUCCAAGCUUCUAGACGCUGCCCCAAUUCCUUGGCUCCCGGAACUUUUCCUCAAUCACUCCUACCUCUUCCUCCAUUAUCACAUCUUCUCUGACUGAUAAUUCAGCAAGAGCCUCCUGAUCUAGCAGCCAAGACUGCCCCUGACCUUUGACCAUGUACCCCAACCCUCUCAUCUAUUGCACCUGCUGGGACCCCUGGAACUUGGGACCACGGAAGCUAAUCAAGACCCCUCAACUACCACACAAGAACUCCACAGGGAGGUCCAAGCUAACUCCUCUUCUACCAGCUCCAAAAAAUCACAAUUACCUCCAACCACCAAAACCUGUUGUUUCCCCAAAAAAGAAAAUCCAUGCAGCAAGGCAAGAAAAGAGCAAUAAAUCAUUUUAUAUCCUGGGAGGAGGUGCUGUUAUUAUUGCAUAUUGUGCAUGGCAGGAAGUGAUCAGCGUGUCACCUGGCUAUCAACUUGUUCGGAAUCGGGAACAGAUUUCUGUCACCUUAGGGGAUGAGAUGUUUGAUGGGAAAAAGCGGUGGGAAUCGGAGAUCCCGAACAAAGGCAGAUUUUCCAGGACCAACAUCAUUUCUGACCUAGAAGAGCAAAUUUCAGAGCUGACAGCAAGAAUUGAACAGAUGAACAGAGAUCACCAGUCUGCCCAGAAAUUGCUCUCCAAUGAAAUGGAGCUCCGCUGUGCUGAGAUGAAACAGAUCUUUGAAAACAAGAACAGGGAGCUCAAAGAGGCCCAUGAAGCAGAAAUCAGUGAGUUGGAGAACAACUACAAAACAGCCUUGAAGGCGGAGAAGUUGGCUGCCCAAGAGAAGCUAGAGGAGAUGGGAAAAGAAUACAAGUAUUUGAAGAAUAUGUUUCGGACGUAUCAGGACAGUAUUUAUGAUGAAAUGGAAGAGAAGUGGUCAAAACAGAAGGCAAAAUGGAAGAAGGAUGAGAAGUUGGAGCGAGAAAGUAUCCUGCUACAGCAAAGAAAAAAGAUGACCAAAAAAUUCGAACUGGAGUCAGGAGAAGAAGAGAAGAAAAUAAAUGAAUCCUGCAGCACUGUCUUUGAGAACUUCAUUCAAGAGAAGGAGGAGCUCUUGAAACAACAUCAAAGUGAUACCUUGCAAUUAGAAGAGCUGAGAAAAAACAAAAAGGUCAUGGAGGAAGAAUUGCAUGCACAAGCCCUCAUCCUAGAGUCACUUAACACAAACCUCUACUAUACCCAGUUGGAACUCCAAAAAGAGAAAGCUACAGUGGGAAAUCUGGAGAAAAUGCUUCAAACCAAGUGUGCUGAAACUGAAGAAAAGUAUAAGUACACCAUACAGAUCCUGAUGGAAGAGAACAUUCAUCUGAAGCAAAAGGUAAUUUCCAAGAAUGAAGAAAUGUAUGAAGAAUGUUCUGGGAGAUUGGCCUCUAUUACUGUUUCUAAGGAUGAUUCUGACACUGUGGAAGAUAGUAGCAAGAAAAGACAAGAAUCAUGAACAUAAAGUUGCUCUCCAUUGUUGAAGAUGGUUGGCACACCAUUUCUGUAGGCCCAGGAAACUCCUGGGAGGGUUUUCUUAAGAACAUGUGUAUAAUGAGUUUAGUUCUUGGGUUGCUCUGACUCUAUUUUUGCUCUCUUCUGAGUGGCUGAAAAUGUUUGAAUUCUCAUCUGAAUUUCACAGCUUAUCACGGACGCUUCAUUGAAAAAUGAUGCUCUCUGUACUGGGAGCUGAGCUUUCUCUGAGUUUUGUACUAUUUUUCUUCCACCUUUAUGUAUUUCCUAGGAAAGAAAUAGAUUUGAAGGCC
This is a messenger RNA of Piliocolobus tephrosceles (Ugandan red Colobus), 1845 nucleotides long. It is a transcript of the gene FLACC1, whose product is annotated as flagellum associated containing coiled-coil domains 1. Gene Ontology annotation, cellular component: cytoplasm. The coding region runs from base 225 to 1538 and encodes 437 amino acids. NCBI's taxonomy places the organism in Eukaryota, Metazoa, Chordata, Mammalia, Primates, Cercopithecidae. The transcript has 18 exons. The record is from RefSeq and is a predicted model, not a curated record.